AUGGUCAAGGAAGAUAUUGUCCUACUGAAAGGCGUCGUUCUGCUUAUUUCACUGUUGAUCGCCAUCCACGAUGUGAAGACAUAUACACUAAAAGACAACUUGACGGAUGCCAUACAACAAUAUAGUCACGUAUAUCAAAAGGCCGAGUUGGUGGAAUAUGAUCUGCUGAAAAUGGCGACCAACAAAGACUUGAAAUUCACACAAGAACAGUUUGAAAUCGAGCGUCGGAAAGUGGAGCGCGAAUACAUGUUGACAUGGGCAGUCGGUUAUCUUGAAGCUGUGAAAGAUAUUUGGGGAUUGAGAAAUAAUGCAGACAUCGCGAAACUACAACUUCAAUAUUCAGGUGAAUCAUCUCAAAUUCCCAAGAACUCAUGUUAUCACAUGGAAAGUAGAACGGAAAAUGAGAACACUCGAAAAACAAUACGAUACGGUUGCGAUGUCAUGCAUAAAUAUGCUUCGUUGAAAUGGCAGACCAGAUUACACCUAGAUAACUUGACAGCUACAUAUCUGAGAGGAUUGGAGAGAAGAGACUGCUCAAAAUUUAAGGAAGACAGAGGUGUAAAUUAUUUCUUGAAAAAAGAGGGAUUCGCGAAUGCCAAAGCCAUAAUGCAGAUCCAUCGAGGUUUCACUGAAAAAUAUUGUCUGUCAGCAUUGAACGAAUUCAUCAAGUACGAGGGCGUAAAACGUGAGUUGAGUAUUCCGUGUAUUACACUUUUGAAAAGAGAACUCGACAUUUUCAGCAGGAGAACACAGUCACACAUUGAAGUGAAUAUUGCAUUUGAGCGAGAACUGAUUUCAAAGCUAACCUCUUCUUUGAGAUUUCCGACACAAUUUUGA
Trichobilharzia regenti is the source of this 837-nucleotide messenger RNA. The record is from the annotation of a GenBank genome assembly. NCBI's taxonomy places the organism in Eukaryota, Metazoa, Platyhelminthes, Trematoda, Strigeidida, Schistosomatidae.